GCGCCUUUGCCCACGCCGCCUGCCUUUUGAGACUUCUUCCGGACUGUGGCUCAGAAUGAAAGAGUGGUGGAUCCAAGUCGGUUUGCUGAUGCUGCCCCUGCUUGCUGUUUACCUCCACAUCCCGCCUCCCAAGCUGUCUCCGGCCCUCCAUUCCUGGCGCUCUUCAGGAAGCUUCUUCACCUACAAAACCCAGAACAUCUUUUUCAGAGAUUCGCCCGGCGCUGUCGGGAGUUCGGACAUUGUGGUCCUGUUGCACGGAUUUCCGACCUCGAGUUACGACUGGUACAAGAUCUGGGAAGGGCUCACGCAACGAUUUCAUCGUGUGAUUGCACUGGAUUUUGUGGGGUUUGGCUUCAGCGACAAGCCGCGGCCUCACGCGUACUCCAUCUUCGAACAAGCCAGCAUUGUGGAAGGCCUGUUGCGCCACCUGGGCCUUCUGAAUCAACGGAUCAACCUGCUUUCUCACGACUACGGAGACACCGUCGCCCAGGAGCUCCUCUACAGGUAUGAACAGAAUAGAACGGGAUGCGUCCUCAUCAACAGCCUCUGUCUGUCGAACGGAGGCAUCUUUCCAGAAGCUCAUUAUCCCAGAUUCAUCCAAAAGAUCCUCAAAGAUGGCGGGCUGCUAUCGGCCAUUAUUACUCGGCUAACGAACUAUUUCAUCUUCACCAAAAGCCUGGCCGAGGUCUUUGGCCCGCACACGCAGCCUACGGAGGCCGAAUUGUGGGAUAUGUGGACAGCCCUGCGAACCAACGAUGGAAACCUUGUGGUGGACAGCCUUUUGCACUAUAUCAACCAGCGGGAGCAACACAGAGACCGCUGGGUCGGAGCCCUGCAAUCCACCUCGGUUCCCUUGCAUAUGAUUUAUGGACCUCUGGAUCCGGUCAACCCUCACCACGAAUUUCUUCAGCUUUACAAACAGAUGCUUCCCACGUCGACAGUGACGGUGCUGGAUGAUCACAUCAGCCAUUAUCCGCAACUGGAGGAGCCUCAGGGUUUUCUGAACGCCUACUUAAACUUCAUCAACUCCUUCUGAGCCACCAACACGACGGACGGAAAGCAUUCCCGUUCUUCGGAGGACAAAUUUGGAACUCUGGAGCAAUAGGAAAGGUGUGGGAAGAGCGCGAGGCGAAACUCCGGACGGCGGUGAACCAGCCUUUGAAGCCAUCGCUGCGUCGGCGAGUGCAAUUGAUAGAAUCUAGGUGACGGAUUGGCGGGGGGGGGGAUAUUGGUGGAGGGGCCUGCAGCAUUGGAAGGGAGACCUCCCCCC
Molecule: messenger RNA, 1270 nt
Organism: Pseudonaja textilis
Lineage: Eukaryota; Metazoa; Chordata; Lepidosauria; Squamata; Elapidae
Gene: MEST
Product: mesoderm specific transcript
Biological process (GO): acylglycerol catabolic process
Cellular component (GO): membrane
Molecular function (GO): monoacylglycerol lipase activity
Source: RefSeq, a predicted model, not a curated record